Miscanthus lutarioriparius is the source of this 420-nucleotide messenger RNA. NCBI's taxonomy places the organism in Eukaryota, Viridiplantae, Streptophyta, Magnoliopsida, Poales, Poaceae. The record is from the annotation of a GenBank genome assembly.
AUGGGUAAUAAGAUGGUUGAAAGGGUUGUGAACAUGAGAAGGCUAGUUCCUCCAAAGCACGAUGAUCAAAGAUCCAGCCUCAACAGUCUAUCUGGUAAAUCUUCAAAUUCUCCAGAUAGCUCGGGCUUUGGUAGAACUUUAUCGAAAAAAUCACUGGAUAUGGCACUUCGGCAUAUGGACAUAAGGCGCAGCAUUCCAAACAAUUUACGGCCUCUUAUGACAAGCAUCCCUGCAUCAUCUGUUCAUAGUGCACGUUCAGGAUCCACAAGGAGCAGACCAAUUAGUGUUUCAGACUCACCGCUUGCAACAAGCAGCAAUGCUAGCUCCGAGCCGAGUGUCAACAACAACCUGAUGUGCCUGGACAGUAUUGAUAUUGAUGAUGAGUUGUGCAGAGAUAGAGCAGGACCCUAUGGACGGUGA